Molecule: messenger RNA, 1452 nt
Organism: Echinops telfairi (small Madagascar hedgehog)
Lineage: Eukaryota; Metazoa; Chordata; Mammalia; Afrosoricida; Tenrecidae
Gene: MMP20
Product: matrix metallopeptidase 20
Exons: 10
Coding region: 1-1452 (483 amino acids)
Biological process (GO): extracellular matrix organization; amelogenesis; collagen catabolic process
Cellular component (GO): extracellular matrix
Molecular function (GO): metalloendopeptidase activity; zinc ion binding
Source: RefSeq, a predicted model, not a curated record
AUGAAGGUGCUCCCUGCAUCUGGCCUCGUCGUCCUCCUCAUCACCGCUUUGAAGUGUUCCACGGCAGCCCCCUCCCUGUUUGCAGCCACUUCCAGGACCUCAAGGAACAACUACCACCUUGCCCAGGCGUAUCUUGAGAAGUUUUACCCAAAGAAAGGAGAACACCAGGUUGGUGAGAUGGUUGCAAGAGGAGGCAAUUCCAUGAUAAGGAAGAUUAAGGAGCUGCAGGCCUUCUUUGGCCUCCAAGUCACGGGGAAGUUGGACCAGCAGACAAUGAACGUGAUCAAGAAGCCUCGAUGUGGAGUCCCUGAUGUGGCCAACUACCGUCUCUUCCCAGGUGAACCCAAAUGGAAAAAAAAUACUUUGACAUACAGAAUAUCCAAGUACACGUCUUCCAUGAGCUCGGCGGAGGUGGACAAGGCCGUGGAGAUGGCUUUGCAAGCUUGGAGCAGCGCCAUCCCGCUGAACUUCGUGAAAGUGAACUUGGGAGAAGCGGACAUCAUGAUCUCUUUUGAAACUGGAGAUCACGGGGAUUCCUAUCCAUUCGAUGGUCCUCGGGGGACUCUGGCUCAUGCCUUUGCACCUGGAGAAGGCCUGGGAGGCGAUACUCAUUUCGACAAUGCUGAGAAGUGGACGAUGGGAAUGAAUGGCUUCAAUUUAUUCACGGUUGCUGCUCAUGAAUUUGGCCACGCACUGGGCCUGGCUCACUCCACAGAUCCGUCAGCGCUGAUGUAUCCAACUUACAAGUACCAGCAUCCCUAUGGGUUCCACCUCCCCAAGGACGACGUGAAAGGGAUCCAGGCAUUGUAUGGCCCUCGGAAAACACUCCCAGGGAAGCCCACCAUGCCCCAUUUACCCCCGAAAAAACCGUCAAACCCUGACCUCUGCGACUCCAACUCGCCCUUUGAUGCCGUGACCAUGCUAGGAAAGGAGCUGCUCUUCUUCAGAGACAGGAUUUUCUGGCGGCGGCAAGUGCACUUGACCACUGGAAUCCGGCCCAGCACAAUUACCAGCUCCUUCCCCCAGCUUAUGUCUAACGUGGAUGCAGCUUACGAAGUGGCUGAGAGGGGCGCAGCUUACUUCUUCAAAGGUCCCCACUAUUGGGUAACAAGAGGAUUUCAGAUGCAAGGUCCUCCUCGAACUAUUUAUGACUUUGGGUUUCCACGAUACGUGCAACGAAUAGAUGCGGCUGUCUAUCUCAAGGAGGCCCAGAAAACCCUUUUCUUCGUGGGAAAUGAAUACUACAGCUAUGAUGAAAGAAAAAGGAAAAUGGAAAAAGACUACCCAAAGAAUAUUGAAGAAGAAUUUUCUGGAGUAAAUGGCCAAAUAGAUGCUGCUGUGGAAUUAAAUGGGUACAUAUACUUCUUUUCAGGACCCAAAGCAUACAAGUAUGACACCGAAAAGGAAGAUGUGGUUAGUGUGGUGAAAUCGAGUUCCUGGAUUGGUUGCUAA